This is a messenger RNA of Zygotorulaspora mrakii, 1653 nucleotides long. RefSeq names its product Rim8p (gene RIM8). Gene Ontology annotation, biological process: ubiquitin-dependent endocytosis. Gene Ontology annotation, cellular component: cytoplasm; plasma membrane; cytosol. The coding region runs from base 1 to 1653 and encodes 550 amino acids. The transcript has a single exon. Gene Ontology annotation, molecular function: protein-macromolecule adaptor activity; ubiquitin protein ligase binding. The record is from RefSeq and is a predicted model, not a curated record. NCBI's taxonomy places the organism in Eukaryota, Fungi, Ascomycota, Saccharomycetes, Saccharomycetales, Saccharomycetaceae.
AUGUCUUUCCUGAGUGUCUUCAAAAAGGAUAGUCGAGCAGUGCCAGGCUCACGGCUGUCACAAAGAGGAAAGCAUAGCAUGAAUUUCGUUUCUGGUUACGGGAAUGGAAUUAGUAAUGGAUGCGUACGAGAGUUUUAUAUUGAUUUGAAGGAGCCACACAGGAUAUGGAAACCAGAGGAAUAUAUAACGGGCGAAACUGUUGUUAGCAUAAAGAAAGAUGUGACAAAUGUGGCGAUACGGCUAAUCUUGAUAUGCGAGAUUAAGGUUAAAUUGGGUAGCACCGCCGCAGUGAGAAGAAAGCUGGGUGAAAGAUUGCUGGAGAAAUCCACGUUCCUUUAUGGUAAGGAAUGGGAUCAAGAUAGUAAUGCUACGGUCAUUAAUGGUUUGACAAAGGGCGAGCAUAGAUUCCCGUUCAGGAUAAAAGUACCAUCGGGUAGAAAAGUUUGCAGUUCAAUAAAAUUUGAAAGGGGUUCAAUUGACUACUAUUUGAAAUGCUCGAUAGAGAACAUCGAAUCAAAUCAGGUAGAAAGACCUAUUUCUGUCUGUGAGAGCGGAUUUUCGGUGAUAGUACCGAGAGACGUGUCUCUUUUGCCCAAGCCUAAGGUUAAGACAGUUGUCUUACAAUCGGCUGCAAUGGUACGACAUGCUAGUAAAACUCUUGGUGAUGGAUCCUCAUCGUCUUUUACAAAAGCAACAAAGUCGUCUACCAACUCGAACUCUUCAGCCAACACGAGCGGCUCCAUAAGUUCGAUCGAUAAAACUGUUACAAUUUCGGUUGAUAUAUCAAACGCGGGAUUUGCCAUAGGCGAGAUAAUCCCCGUUAAAGUCUUUGUUCAGCAUUAUAAAAACUUUUGUCGUCCUGCUGGUUUGAUUAUCACCUUAGCAAGGAUUUGUCGAGUAAGUGGUGGGGGUAAAGAUGAGCCAAUGGAGACUUUUAGAAAAGAUAUUUGUCAAACCAUUUCCCCACUUUAUGUUGACCCAGAAACCUUGCAAUGUAGUGUUACGGCAUACUUGAAGGUACCGAUUGACGCAUUUUCAACUUUUACAACGUGCCACAAAUAUUUUACAUUUCAAUACUAUGUUGAAGUCAUGGUGAACUUAUCGCAGAAGAACGUUAUCUAUACAGAAUCUAAGCGCGUUGUGGGUACAAAAGAUACCAUUGUAUCGGAAAUAGCUUCUGAUUUAGAUGAUAAAGCAAGCUUUAGCAAAUUACCAAGAAAGUUCUUUAAUGCUGUCAAUAGUGACAGAACCUUGAAUGAUGAAAAUAGCAUUGAAUCGAAUAUCUCAUACCAAGACAUGGUUAAUGUAGAAAAGUUGAAACGAUUGAAUAACGUCACCGGUAUGUCCAUUGAAACUGUCAUAGGAACCACAGGGUCGAAACUCGAAGAGCUGCCCCCCAGGGUUGAAUAUGAAACGCUCUCUGGCGCUAUUGAAGCCACCGACGACUUAGAAUCACCGCUUACAUCUACUGCUGCAUCUCCUGACCGUUCAGCGACCGAUUGGCUAGCACCAUUAUAUGCAUAUGACAAAUACCCCCCAGCUCCACAAUAUACGCCAAAUGAAUCAAUUUCAGCGGCUGUGGACGACAAGAAAGAACUUGAACAUGCAAGACUCAAGCAGCUGGAAAGUGAUCCACCUACGGAAAACUUCUAA